Messenger RNA from Sphaerodactylus townsendi, 6240 nucleotides. RefSeq lists its product as uncharacterized. NCBI's taxonomy places the organism in Eukaryota, Metazoa, Chordata, Lepidosauria, Squamata, Sphaerodactylidae. The transcript has 3 exons. The annotation marks the transcript as partial. The record is from RefSeq and is a predicted model, not a curated record.
GAAGAGUCGUGUUGCAGGAAGGAGACACCGUGACAUUUGGCCAUCCCGACUGGAAGACCGUUGCCCCCGGAGCCUGGGCCCGGCAGCCCAACUCACCGUUUUACUUCCUGUUUGAACAUUGUCACUGCAGCCUCGACCAGAUGCGGUGUCUGCACGGAGAGUUUCCUGAGCCGGUAGCUGCCGGGGCCUCCCCAGAAGCCAGCUGUAGAAUGGGCUUGGCCUUGGAGGCCCCCCUGCCUCAGGGGGCAUCUGCCACACAAGGGGCCCUGCCCCCCUGCUCUGCACCCUCUGAAGUGAACGGGCCCCUCGGCUGCCGCCAUCCUGCCUCCUCCUUCUCCUCACGGGCUCUGCCACGCCCUUCAGCUGCUUCGACACGGCCUCCCCUCGCUUUGCCGCCGUUCACAGGCUCCCUUAACUUCUCGUCCCAUUUGCCGGAAACGUCCGAUGGUCCUCCGCUGGGGGCAUCACCAGAUUCUUCACUAGAAGGUUCUAUUCGAUCCCCCUCUUGUGUCCUGAGGUCCGCUUCUCCUGAAUACAUGGUUCUUGGGGAGGAGAUCCCUGGCCCUGCUGAGCCUUCUCCGCAGGGAGAUCUGCAAACAGAAAACGGCGGCUCUUUAAUCCCAGAGAGCCCGAAGUCGAAUUGUCCUGAUCCCAGAGGUGAAAGCGAGGAGGAGUGUCCAGUUGGAUGCAGGCCGGGCUCCCCCGGAGGGUUUCCGCAUGAGAACGACAGCAGCGAGGCUAGAACGCGGCCUUUGCCUGCUGCGUGCCUUGGCCACGCCCACUCUUUGCUGCCUUCGCCCGCCUGCCUGCAGGAUUCUGUCGCAGCUGGACUUGGCCACACCCAGCGUGGUGCUCGAAUUGGCACAGCUGAGCUUCCUAAAGAUGUGCAGCCACUGGCGUGCUCCUUUCAGACCGUGGUGGGAGGCAGUCCGGAGUCUGGGCUCUCUCCUCCCAGCACCAAAGAUCUGGUUUCCGGCAGUCCUGAUCACAGUCAGGAAAUAAUAAAGAGGGAAAUCGAUGAAGGCCCUGAAGAAAUGUCUGAGCUUGAGACGAGCUGCUUUUCUGAACCUGGAGCCGAAGAGCGGAUCACAGAACCGAUGGAAGAGGAAGUGCAGAUCACAAAACGGAUGGAACAGGAAGAGCGGAUCACAGAACCGAUGAAAGAGAAAGAGCAGAUCACAGAACCAAUGGAACAGGAAGAGCGGAUCACAAAACAGAUGCAACAGGAAGAGCGGAUCACAGAACCGAUGAAAGAGGAAGAGCGGAUCGCAGAACCAAUGGAACAGGAAGAGCGGAUCACAAAACGGAUGCAACAGGAAGAGCGGAUCACAGAACCGAUGAAAGAGAAAGAGCGGAUCACAAAACCAAUGGAACAGGAAGAGCGGAUCACAAAACAGAUGCAACAGGAAGAGCGGAUCACAGAACCGAUGGAAGAGAAAGAGCAGAUCACAAAACCAAUGGAACAGGAAGAGCGGAUCACAAAACGGAUGCAACAGGAAGAGCAGAUCACAGAACCGAUGAAAGAGGAAGAGCAGAUCACAGAACCGAUGCAACAGGAAGAGCAGAUCACAAAACAGUUGCAACAGGAAGAGCGGAUCACAGAACCGAUGAAAGAGAAAGAGCAGAUCGCAGAACCAAUGGAAGAGGCAGUGACUGGAAGCCAGGGAAUGUCAGCAGAUCAUGCAAAGGAUGGUGGGCUUGGAACAGAAGGAACCGUGGGAGGGCACAGCAAGAUCUUCAUGGAGAAGCCUUUACAGGAAUCUUGUCCCCAAGAAACUGAGCUGGCAGCAGAUGGGGGCGCAACGGACAGCUCUCUUGCCGACAAGGUGGGCAGCCGUGCUCCAGACUCCCUGGAUUUAAUCUCCGGUAGCUCAGGAGGCAGAACUCCUGGUGACCCCCUUUGUGGACUUGAUCCGGGCAGAGUCUCUUCUGCAAGGCUGGGAGCUGCACAGGAGAACGGCCCUGAUGGUCCGAGCACAGCUGUGCCGUUGGAGAUCCAAAGUGGCCGUGGCGCCCGUGAAGCAGAAUCACAAGGAGGCGCUUCUGAGGGUGACGGGGACGUGAAAGCGUCGUCGCAGGGAGACACCAGGCUGUCAGCCGUGGAUCGCCAUCUUGGCCCACGAGGCAGAGGCUCUGCAGACCUGGAGGCGGAGAGGGGGCUCACUGGCCACGCCAGCCUGGGAGAGCAGCCCUUGGCCGAUGCGGAAGCUCAGGCUGGGGGCGCAGGGGAAGAAGAAAAGGGCCCAGCCGUGGCAGAGGCCGGAGAAGAAGGGGGUGCAUCCGGAGCCUGGGGUGACCUCCAGCAUUCCGGCAGCAGGUCAGAUGCGCAUGUGGCCGGAGAGGCGCCUCUGCAGCCGUCGUCUGGGGCUUCCGCAGCAGGUCUCCUCGUUCACGAGGUCAGUCCCAAGGGACAGUUUUCCAGAGAGGGAACAUUCACCGCUGCGACUGUCUCUGGUGCAGCACAGGAGAGCUUGUCUUCAGAAGUGUCCCUGGAAACGUCCAAAGAGGACCCAACUCUGGCCACUGCGGCUCCUCCGGCUGGGCUGGUUUGCGGGGAAAGGGGUGUUCUCGAGGUGCCCCUGGACGCUGACCUCCUGGGGCCCCCAGGGGACUUGGAUGGGAAUCGUUUGGAGGAGCGCUCAUCCCAGAGGAGCGAGGCCAGCCCUAGAGGCGGGCAGGAGGGUCUAGCGGCUGAAAAAGAAGCAGGAUAUGGAAGCUCCGGACGGACUGAGGCUGAUCCAGUCGCAGAGCUCCAGCUGCCUGUUUGCGAGCUUGGCCACGAGGAGGAGGAGGAGGAGGAGGAGGAGGAGGAGAGAGCUGGCUCCAUCUCAACUUGUGCAUCGCUGGCUGUGCCUCCUGGUGGGAGAGAACCUGACUGUGAGAGCGGAAGCCAAGAAGAGGUGGACCAGGAUGGCGCCUCUGGAGGAGGAGGAGGAAGAGGAGAAGAAGAGCUGGAGGCCCAGGGAGGGAGGAGCGUUGCUGCGGCAUUCACUGCUGGAGCUGCAGCUGGAGAAGGCGACCUGGAGAACCAGCCACAGGGACUGCUGGGCCAGCCCCCUGCCUUCCUGCCAGUGCCCCGUGGCAACCCAUGCAGCCCCCUUGGAAGACGCCUCGAAGGGGGUGGGGCAUGUUCCUCUUCAGCCUCGGCGGGUAAAUGGGCAAGGCUGCUUCCCUUCUGGGUUCCUGGUGACAGCCGAGAAGGAGAAGAGGUCCCUUGCUCAGAUGACUUCUGUGCAGACGCACUGUUGCUGCUCCAAUGGAGUGAAAAAGAUGCAGAGGGCAGGUUGGGGUCUGAAAACAGCCCCCUUUUGCCCGAGCGAGGUGGCUCGGAGGAGGAGCACAGUGCAGAGCUGAAUAAUGAAGUUCAAGCAACGACCCGGAGCUGUUCUGUGGGCACAAAACCCAGUGAAGAUGCUCAGCAGCACCACGAAGUGGCUGAGACGGAGGAGACGGAGGACCACUCAGUGGAAAGGCAGACGAGCUGCCACGAGAGCUCUGGGACUUCUCCUGAUCAGUCAACCCAAGAUGGGUGUCAGGAAGGGAAUGCUCUUUUGCCAGAGUUGCACGCAGGUGAACUGAAGGGCCUGGAAAACAGUUCGGGGCUGGAGCCGCAAGGAGGCAAUGUCGGGGAAGGGUUGCUUUCUCUUGAUGACUUCCCCACGGACGGCGGUGCUGGGGAGGACGUUCGUGGACCUGGAGUGGCCGUGGAAUGCUUGACCCCACCUGGGCCAGAAGGAUGCAGUGGAGGGGCUGUGGUUGGGACAGAGCUGGAACAGAGUCCCGAAGGUUCGCCCUCUGGAGAAGGCGGCGGCGACAUAGUCUCGCUGGGCCUGUGGGCUGUGGGCUCUGGAAAGUGCAGCCAGACACCCCAUGGAAGUGCAGCCAGACACCUCGGGAGGCAAAGCCGGCCGGCCCUCGCAGUGGGCCUGGAGUCCUCCAGUUGCGAUGAACUUGACCUGCGCAUCUCCAACUCUGAGGCUGAAAGAGAAGGGCGUGGCAGCCCCCGAGCCCCCGGGACCUCUGGCAGAGAAGCCGCUGUUCCGAAAGGAAGGGAUGCUUUGAGUUCAGAGCCAGUGGGGCGUCUGGACGGAGUCACUGAGACCAGUGGCGCUCACGGCAGACUGGCUGUCCAGGGUCAGAGGGAGGACACCAGUCAAGAGACCGGUGGCGUUCCACCAGAGGCCUUCAACACUUUGGCACAGCAGAACUCUCCUUGUGAUGGACUUGGCUGGGACCCGCCCAGUGCCACCUUCUCCGUGCCUCAGACAUCUAUUGCAAACGUGGCUGUUGGUGUAAAAUCUCCUCCUCUGAUGAAAGCUGCAGCCUCCGGUGAAGAACUUGAGGACGGAGCGGCUGAAGAGGUGGAACGAGGGCCUUCGGAUCCUUCCUGUGUUUCUGGAGAAGUUUCCCAUCUCUUAGAAAGGGAUGCCAGACUUGGCAGAGUGGGGCCAGACCCGAGUGUUGCUCCUGGAGUGGCAGAAGAGGCUGGUUCGGGUCCUCCGGAGGACUGUGCGCAGGCGGGUUGCAGAUUUGCUGGUCAGCCAGGAAUGGAGGCUCUUGAAGUCGGAGAAACUCCUGCGGAGCAUCUGCAAAAUGCAACGCCAGCUCGCUCCAGUGUGGGGGAAGCGGAGGGGGCCCAGAAGGUGAAAGGGGAAGCUCUGUUGCACUUGCAGCCAGGAGUGGACACGCAGCAGUCCCAGGAAACUGUGAGCCAAGGAUGCAGCAAGAGCUCAGAACGCUGCAAGAGCCCUUUCCCGGAGAAAGCAGAGCCAGAGGGCUGCUCCUCAAGGAAGAAGAGGCUGUUGGAUGAAGACCAGGCAAGUGGAUCGCUGGAUUCAGACCACGGCUCCAGUGGUCAAAAGAGGCUCCGGUGGCUGGACUCGGGGUCUGGCUUGCCCUUCUCCCCUGGAACACCUUCCCCUCCCUCGGGUUUACAGAGGCAUCAGGAUGGGUUCGGCAGCGCUGUGGGCACGCUCUUUCAGCCGCGCGGCAGUCGGCACUCUGAGAAGAUGGACGCAAAGAAGAGAGACCGCAUUGCCCAGAUAGUGAGGAUGUAUUUUGACAGCACGCGCGACCUGGAGGAAAAUCUGGAAGCGGAGAUGUCCCUCCUGCCCUUUGAAGCAGGGACUUCUGAGGAGUCGGAUUGUAACUCUGCCGCCAAGCCAGAGGCCCAGAGAAGUCCGGGUGCCGAGGAGGGAGAGUCCUCUCCAGCACCACAGGCUGAGCUGCACACGAAUCGGGUUCAGUGCCCGGAUCCCUCCCUUGAUGAUCACGGCACCCCUGCAAGCGCCCCCUCCCGUUCAUUGGGAUCCCACGCUGAAGAGCCAGGCCCAGAGUUGGCACCCCACGUUCCCGGCAGUGCUGGGAAAGCUUCUUUCUCUGAAGACGAAGAAGAAGAAUUUCAGUCCCGCAUCAGCUCAGUGCUGGAGCAUUCUCUCUUGACCUCUCCUGAGGCAUCUCCAAAGGCACAGCAUGGGCAGGAACCCUGGGGAAAGGACGUGGACCUCGUUUUCUCUGACAUCUCCAAUGGUUCAAUGGAGUCUUCCCCAGAACCAGAACACCGGAACUCUACAGGAACGGGAGGCAAACCAGUUCCUGAAAUGCUUUGUGAAGCUGUAGCAAUAGACCUGUCGUUGGAGGGUGCCUUUCGCGUCCCAGAAGCCACUGAUGUGGGUUGGUGCGAGGAGACGACAAGCGCAGUAUCUGGCAUGCGCGUGUCAUCGUGCGAGAACAUCCAGAGUCCAGAAGGAGACUCGACUGGGGAGCCUGAAGAUCACCUGGGUGCUGCUGGAGAGAACAUGGAGACACCUGUUCUUCGGCAGGCAGGUGAUGGGGAAGACGGCCGUGAGACUGCCACCACAGAAGCCUCCGAAGGGGUCACGUCCUGCGUUAGUUCCCCAGGUGCGGAAACCAGAGAGGAACUGGACGGCCGCACUGAUGAGAUGCAGAUUGGAGGCGGUGCUUUUCUGCAGAGAAGCAACGAAGACUCCCCUCCCACAGGUAAGCUUGGUGAGGGUGGAGAACGUGUGGCUGAGCAUGGUGGGCAGGCUGGGUCUUCUCCUUAGAAACUGCAGAGUCUGAGCCCUGUGCGGCAUCUGGGUCUUCCGGUGUUUCCCCGGGGAGGGCUCUCAUUGGAGGAGGGUGGGCCACUGGUUCAAUGGGCAAAGAGGAGAAGACUCAUAAUAAGAACAUAAGAACAGGCCAGCUGGAUCAGACCAGAGUCCAUCUAGUCCAGCUCUC